This is a messenger RNA of Phycodurus eques (leafy seadragon), 3631 nucleotides long. It is a transcript of the gene entpd4, whose product is annotated as ectonucleoside triphosphate diphosphohydrolase 4. The record is from RefSeq and is a predicted model, not a curated record. The transcript has 13 exons. Gene Ontology annotation, molecular function: nucleoside diphosphate phosphatase activity. Lineage: Eukaryota; Metazoa; Chordata; Actinopteri; Syngnathiformes; Syngnathidae. The coding region runs from base 202 to 2058 and encodes 618 amino acids. Gene Ontology annotation, cellular component: membrane. Gene Ontology annotation, biological process: nucleoside diphosphate catabolic process.
CUGAGGACUUGCCACAUACUUGUUUCCGUGAGCCGGCUAGCAUCUGCUGUCACACAAUGAAGGACUUUGGCAUUUUAAAAUGUAAUGGGGAGACGUGAGGAAAACUGGAUGGAGUGGUCAGAAAGCUGGCGCUUCUUCGCCAAUCCUAGUGACUGAUGGCUUCAAACGAAUGAUACCGAGACACUGAGGACAAUCUUCAUCAUGGGCAGGAUCAGCUUUUCCUGCCUUUUCCCAGCCUCUUGGCAUUUCAGCCUGCCAUCCCAGAUCCUUCCUCGCCUCUUGCUCCCGUCAUUCAGGCAGCUGCUUUUCCUCGGCCUGCUCCUCUUCCUACUGGGAGCGCUUUACCUGUUUUUGGUCACUGGAAAGUUUCCUGGCAGCUGGAUCACAAAGGAAAACAACUUUCACAGGCAUAUGGCACGAGUAACUGACGUGGACAGAACAGAUGCAAGUAAUCCUGACCUGAACUAUGGGUUGGUGGUGGAUUGUGGCAGCAGUGGCUCUAGGGUGUACGUGUACUGCUGGCCCAGUCACAACGGCAAUCCCCACGAGCUCCUGGACAUUCGGCAAAUGAGAGAUCAAAAUCGGAAAUCUGUGAUAAUGAAGAUCAAGCCAGGGAUUUCUAAACUGGCUCAAACACCAGAGAAAGCCAGUGACUACAUCUAUCCACUGCUGAGCUUUGCAGCCGAACACAUUCCCAAAAACAAGCACAUAGAAACACCCCUUUACAUCCUGUGCACAGCUGGAAUGAGAAUUCUACCUGAGAGCCAGCAAGAGGCUAUUUUGGAAGAUCUGCGCACUGACAUCCCGGUCCACUUCAACUUCCUCUUCUCGGAUUCCCACGUUGAAGUAAUUUCUGGAAAACAGGAAGGGGUCUAUGCGUGGAUUGGAAUCAACUUUGUCCUUGGGAAAUUUGAUCAUGCACGCAAUGAUGGCGAAGCUGUUGUAGAGGUCAACGUCCCGGGCAGUGAUCAACAGGAGCGGCUGGUACGAAAAAGGACUGCUGGUGUUUUGGACAUGGGUGGAGUUUCCACACAGAUAGCAUUUGAAGUGCCCAAAACUGUAAGCUUUGCAUCUCCAGAACAGGAGGAAGUAGCCAAGAAUUUACUGGCGGAAUUUAAUCUGGGAUGUGAUGCCCAUCGCACAGAUCAUGUGUACCGUGUGUACGUUUCCACCUUCCUGGGUUUUGGAGGAAAUGCUGCACGCCAAAAAUAUGAGCAGAGCCUCGUCAAAAGCACCACAACUCGAAAUAAGCUGUUUGGUCAGCGUAUCGGCGAGACGGCAGACUCCCCCCUCCUGGACCCCUGUCUUCCCACAGACCUGCAGGACCAGAUCGGCACCCCUGAACAGAAACUUCAUGUGCUAGGCAUAGGCGACUUUGACCAGUGCAGACACGUGCUUCAACCCUUCCUCAACCGCACCAAUGAGACUCAAACAUCUCUGAGCGGCAUCUUCCAGCCGGCAAUUGACUAUAGCAACAGCCAGUUCUAUGGCUUCUCUGAGUUCUACUACUGCACAGAGGACGUGCUGCGCAUGGGUGGAGACUAUAACGCGUCCAAAUAUGCCCAGGCUGCCAAAAGUUACUGUGCCACCCAGUGGAAGACUCUGAGGGAGUGCUUUGACUCUGGUUUGUACGCUUCCCACGCUGAUCUCCAUAGACUCCAGUACCAGUGUUUUAAAUCUGCAUGGAUGUAUGAAGUAUUACACUCGGGCUUCUCUUUCCCUCCUGACUACAAAAACCUGAAAACUGCAUUUUUGGUAUAUGAUAAGGAAGUCCAGUGGACUCUUGGAGCUAUUCUCUUCCGAACACGAUUUCUUCCUUUGAGGGACAUCCAGCAAGAAAGUCUCAAAGGAGUGCACUCCCACUGGCGGCAUAGCUUCUCAGUUGUCAACAAUCUCUACUUAUUGCUGGUCUGUUUCUUCAUUGUCGUUCUAUCUAUCAUCUUGUACGUGCUGCGACUUCGCCGAAUCCAUCGGCGCUCCGCGCAGCGUUGCUCCCCUUCUUCUGUGCCGUGGCUGGAAGAUGGCCUGGGAUCACCGACACUCCCAAUUAACCUAUAAACUCUUGUUCAAGAGCCUCGCCAUAUUGUACAAAAGGUGUCUUGGACAGGAAGUGUGACUGAGCUGCAAAAAUUUGUUUGUUAUUGUGUUCAUGUCAGGUCAUAUACCUGCCAAAUAAAAUUGUCCUAUUUUCCUACAGAAGAAACAAUACUACCCAGAAAAGUUGGACAAAUUGUUUUUUUUUUAAUUUAUGUGGGCAUUCUCCUCUUUCUGCCUUUUUACAAAGCAUUUUUUGUUACUUUUAAUAUGUACUAAAUUACACACCUAUCCAUCUUUAAGUGGCAAGAGCACUGGAAUUCAUAUGACAAUUGUUAAUACUGCUUGUGCUGGUACUAUUUGUGUGCAUGAGUGCGUGUUGAAUACGUGUGCAACAGAAGUUGAUGCUAUACUCGUGCAAUAGAUGUCUUGUCACUGUUUCACUCCUUCGAAACACUCUUAUCGAAUAGACCUGAUUUUCUUAUGUCUCGUUAUGUACUCUGAGCAUGGGAAGCUGGUGCGGCUAUUUAAGUUGGGCUUCAUUUUUCGAAGUUGACAUAUGACUCAAGAAGAUUGGUAAUGAGCGAAUGCAACAUGUUAUGUAUUCACAAUUAUCCAUCCAUCCAUCCAUUUUCUGAGCCGCUUCUCCUCACUAGGGUCGCGGGCGUGCUGGAGCCUAUUUCCAGCUGUCAUCGGGCAGGAGGUGGGGUACACUCUGAACUGGUUGCCAGCCAAUCGCAGGGCACAUACAAACAAACAACCAUUCGCACUCACAGUCACACCUAGGGGCAAUUUAUAAUCACCAAUUAAUGCAUGUUUUUGGGAUGUGGGAGGAAACCGGAGUGCCCGGAGAAAACCCACGCAGGCACGGGGAGAACAUGCAAACUCCACACAGGCGGGGCCGAGGAUUGAACCCGGGUCCACAGAACUGUGAGGCUGAUGCUCUUAACCAGUCGCACACCGUGCCACCUAUUCACAAUGAGUGUAGUGAAAUGUUUGUCAUAUUGAAAUAUGCUAAUAAAGGUUUGUGGUUUAUGAGUAUUCUCUUGCCUAGGAAACUGAUAUCUGAUAAGUUUUCUGCGCCCUUGUCUGAAUAUGAGCCCUCAAGUAUUUCAAUGUUUCUCCCAAUGUUAGGCACUCCUAAAUCUAGGGCAGCACAGUGUUUCCAUAACCGGUCUUGCAACUAAUUAAAGUUUCCUUAUAGGUGAGAAAACAUUAUGACGCAUCACAAUGAUUUGCUCACACUCUUAUAGCAAUUGUACUUACAGUUUCAGCCAAUGGACAUUGAUACAAUAUGGUUAACUUCCAUCCAUCCAUUUUCGAUGGAUGGAUUUCGACAUUGUCACAGGUGAACUGUGGCCUAUCCUAGUUGACUAUAGACAACCAUUCACACUCUGUCUUUAAUUAACCUAAGGCAUGUUUUGGGAGGAAGGUCACACAAACCUGAUGAGAAAACGCAUGCCACACAGGAAGACCAGAGUUGAGAUUCGAAACCUGAACCUCGCAGAUGUGAGGUAGAUGUGAAAACCACUAGCUCACUGUGCUGCCCAAUUUAGGAAAUUUUUAUUUUUCAAACAAGAACAACCUUGCAUAAGUG